Daucus carota subsp. sativus is the source of this 1704-nucleotide messenger RNA. Its product is annotated as F-box/kelch-repeat protein At3g23880-like. Lineage: Eukaryota; Viridiplantae; Streptophyta; Magnoliopsida; Apiales; Apiaceae. The coding region runs from base 63 to 1307 and encodes 414 amino acids. The transcript is spliced from 2 exons. The record is from RefSeq and is a predicted model, not a curated record. Gene Ontology annotation, molecular function: protein binding.
ACGAAAUGGGUGCGGUUUGAUAUAAAACCCUUCUCGAAACCCUGAAGCUUCUUGAGCCACAAAUGGCGUCCAAGAAUAGUACGACAUCGUUUGAUGAUCUUCCUCAAGAAGCUGCUGCUAACAUCCUCUUAAGGCUUCCAGUCAAAGCCCUGAUCAGGUCAACAUCAGUCAACAAGAACUGGUACUCUCUUAUCACAAACCCUCAUUUCAUUUCUGCUCAAAUCAAGCGUGCUGUAUUACAUUCUCAUGAUAAUGCUGUGUUUGUAAUCCACCACUCUGUUUCUCAACAAAAACAUUGCUCCUUAGUCUCAGCUGAAACUUCAAAACUUUUCGAAAAAUUUGAGAUUCCCUUUACUACUAAGAGUGGAAAGUUGCAAUUAGUUGGUUCAGUUAAUGGCCUUAUGUUAUUAACUGAUUCUCAUAUGUUUCAUAGUUCUCGAGAUUUGUAUCUGUGGAACCCUUGUCUUAAAACUCACAGAACCCUUGUUUCGAGUUGUUUCAAGAACCUUCGUGAUAACCCCUACAGAAGUUAUUGUAUUGUCGGGUUGGGUUUUAAUGAAGCUUGUGAUGAUUAUAGAGUAGUGAGGGUUGUUUAUUCUAUGGACAACAAGUGUAAUCACUUGGGAGAAGUGUGUCCUAAGGCUGAGAUUUAUAGUUUAAGGAAACAAACGUGGAGGAAGAUUAAAGAUUCUGCUGUUACUAGGCUUGGUGCGAGUGAUGGGGUUUUUGUCAAGGGUAGAUUCUACUGGUUAGAAAUGAAAAAGCCCAUAACCCAGGAGACGGGUCGUCCUUAUAAUAGUAAGGAUUUGUGGAUGUUGUCGUUUGACUUUGAUAAUGAGGUGUUUGGCGAACUGAAAUUUCCAGAGAAUGUUUCAAAUUGUUUAGGACGAGGAUCCAGAUAUAAGUUGAUGGAGUUUGAGGGCUCACUCUCUCUGUGUGUUUAUGAGGUACAGUGUUGUAAUGGAGUCGUUGUCCAUCCUUAUCGUCUAUGGUUAAUGAUGCAGGGUAAUGGUGUAAUCACUUGGACAUUACGUUUUAAAGUUGCACUCAAGGAAGGUGGGUUUCCGAUGAGUAUCACAAAGGCCGGAACAGUUUUAAUAGAGACAAUUCGCGGGUUGCCUAAUGACCUUUCUGGCAUUAUAUCAUGUAAUCUGAAGAGCCUGUGGUAUAAAGAUCUUGGAUUUUAUAAGCAUGGGGGUGUAGAGUCUUCCCUAUUCUGUCCUGAGGAUUUUACUGUGGACACUUCCUUCGUGGAGAGUUUGGUCAUGUACGAGGGAGGUAAAUCACUGUUGAAAUUUGCAAAGUGAGCAAUCCCAAGUCUUUGGCUGGGCUAGUUGCUGAUUUUGCUUGAAAGUCUUGCAACUCUUCUAGGUGCAGCAUUUAUGUAAAUUGUCUGAAGGUGCCAGCUUUUGCUGAUACAACUCUAUGGAAGAUCUUUUGAACUCCACAUGAUGUAAUUUCUUCACGUGCCAUGUUUAGGAAGUACUUAUGUCUAACAGAAUUUAUCAAAUAUAGCUUCUUCCUUUUUCUUUUUGGCCAGCGUUUAAGAGAUCAAUCGUUUAGUAAUAUUAAGGAUCAAAAUGAUCCUGACUCAUAGUCAGCAUACAAAUCUUAAACAUGUAUCACGUUAGGAUUAUUGUCGUAACCACUUAUGCUUCUCUGGGAAUAUAAUGUGUCCGCUGGAAGGGUGAAUAGUUUCAGGAA